This is a messenger RNA of Indicator indicator, 4629 nucleotides long. It is a transcript of the gene ALPK3, whose product is annotated as alpha kinase 3. Gene Ontology annotation, biological process: protein phosphorylation; cardiac muscle cell development. Gene Ontology annotation, cellular component: nucleus. Bases 10 to 4629 code for a protein of 1539 amino acids. The record is from RefSeq and is a predicted model, not a curated record. NCBI's taxonomy places the organism in Eukaryota, Metazoa, Chordata, Aves, Piciformes, Indicatoridae. Gene Ontology annotation, molecular function: ATP binding; protein serine/threonine kinase activity. The transcript is spliced from 14 exons.
GCCAGCGCCAUGGGCUCCUCCCGCCGGGCCCUCGCUGGCCUCUACGGACGGGCAACGGGCACCGUGGAGGGGGCAGAGGAGGCUGAGAGCGCGGCCUGGGCCUCCCGGCCGGACCGGCGCAGCUACCUGCUGGGCAUCCGGCCCCAGAACAGCUUAUCAAGCAGCAGAUUCUCUCCCUCCAGCUUAGGAAGGAGCACCUUCUGUGCCAUCAUCUCGCAGCUGACCGAGGAGACUCAGCCCCUCUUCGAGAGCACCAUCCAGUCGCGCGCAGUGUCCGAGCACGCCGACGCCAAGUUCACCUGUGUGGUGACAGGGUUCCCGCAGCCGGAGGUGACGUGGUACAAGGACGAUGAGGAGAUGGAUCGCUACUGCGGCCUGCCCAAGUACCAGAUCUUCCGCCACGGCAACCGCCACACGCUGCAGCUCUACAAGUGCCGAGAAGAAGACGCAGGCAUUUACCAGGCUUCAGCCAGGAACACCAAAGGCAUUGUGUCCUGCUCGGGCGUGCUGGAGGUGGGCACCAUGACAGAGUUCAAGAUCCACCAGAGGUGGUUUGACAAAAUCAAGAGGAAAGCGGAGGAAAAGCUGCGAGAGAUAGAACAGGGCAAGAAGCGAGAGAAGGAGGACGUGGAGGUGGAGAGGCUGCAGGGGAUGAGCCCUGACCGUCUGCAGAGGAAGCGGAGGCUGGCCUGGGAUCGGAGUGCCCGCUCUGGGGCCCCGGCCUGGGAGGAGGAGGAUGCAGCGAAGGUGCACGUGGCCGAUUCUCGGUCCAGGCUGCAGGAGGACAUUGCUGAGCUGCAGGAGCAGCCAGCCCAGGUGAGGACAGGCUUCUCAAACAAGCUGGUGGCACCGCUGGAGCCCGAGGUGACUGCCAACGGAGACGCCUCCCUGGAGAGCGUGGAGGAGGGUGGGCACAGCUUCCUCCAGUACAUGUAUGAGACAGUGGAGGGCCUGGCCGCCCAGCUGGGGCCGAAGGACUCUGCAGCCAAGAAGAAGAAGAAGAAGGUGGAGGCUGCUCCAGCAGCAAAGCUGGAAGCUGACACGCGAGAAGAAGGUGGCAGGGAGAGAGCCCAGCCCGCCCCAAACCCACGGUUUGGCCCCGCAGUCGCCUCACACCGCAGCACACGGCCCAGGGCAGCCAGCGAGGCGGAAAGCAGCACCAAAGCCAUGGAGCCUGGACACGCUGCAGAGCAGUGCACCACGGCCCAGGGCACCGCAGCCCAGGGCACCACAGCUCAGGGCACCAUGGCCCAGGGCACCCUGCACUUCUCCUUGAAGGAGAUGUUCUUUGAUAAGCAAGGGAAGGCAUCGGGGCAGCAGCAGCAGCAGGAGGAGGCAGCCGAGGAAGAGGCUGCCAGUAAGCCUGUCCUACAGCCUGCCACAGCCAGCAGGCACCCAGAGGAUGCGGCAUCAGCCUCAGAGAGGGUGCAGGAGGCACCUGUGCCACCCCAGGAAUGCAGAGGCCGGCACCACACACAUGAGCUGGAGGCAAACAGAGCCAGCAGUGCCGAGGCUUCAGCAGCAGUGGGACAGCCUGCUGGUGACCUACAACAUACAGUGUCUGCUCCAGUUGUAGAGACCAGUCAGCAGUCCAGCAAGCUAGCGGAGCCCAGGAAAGAGCUGCCUGCCUGCCAGGACACCACAGGGGCUGCCAGAAGGACAAAUCCUCACCUGAGAUCCCGGGAGCCACCAAAGCCACCAGCACCUUCUGCAGACCAUGUGCAGUCCAGCAAGGAGCACCAUGCCUCUGGGAAGCAGGCAGAAGGACAUUCCCAUGCUCUUGAGGGCAGAGAGACCAAACAGGGACUGCUAAAUCAAAAGGACAAAAGCCAAGGUGAGGAAGAGCCAUUGCCAAAGAAACCAAGUCCUCCAAGACCUGGAGAGAAGACUCCUCUGGAGCAAAUCACACCUCAGGCAGCAGUCGAGAAUGGGGAGAGCAAAGAGGUAGGAGCAGAGCUGGCCAGGAGCCAUUCCUGUGCACAGGCAGGGGGGAGCAGAGCAGCAGAGCCCUCUCCUGGGGCUGUGCACAGGCUGGCAGCAGGGACACCUCUGGGACAUCAGGAGACUGGAAUGUCAGCUAUUGACUCGGUUCAGCUUGUCAAAGAGAAGUCACCUCCUGCCCCUGCAGCAGGGAUGGCCACAGCUCAGGAGGCUGCAGCUCACAGUGCCCCAGGGAUGGAGGCCCCAGCAGGACAGCACCCAGCUGCAGUCCAGAGCCUGCCUCCUGCCAGCAGAGAAGCAGCAGUCAAAAAAGCAGAUGGGUCUGCCCCACAGGAGUUUAAUGGAUCAGCCCCACAGCAGGAGUUCUCAGCCAGCGUGCCAUGGGAGGACAGUGCCAAACCAGUGCCUGCAGGACUUUGGGAGAAGGAAGGAGGGGAGCAAACAGCCACAGCCCCGUGCCAGGAACCAGCAGCACCUUCAGGCACUUUGGAAGGAGGUGCUGAGGUUCAGCCACAAGUACCACUGGUCCUGCCUAGCCCCAAGACACCUCAGGAGAUGUCGUUGGAGGAAAAGAUGCAGCACAAGAACCUGGUUUCCUCCUUGAAGAACUACCUGCUGCUGCUUUUGAAGAUGUCAGACAGCGGCAAAGAUGCCACCAAAGAGGCCCCGGAGCCCAGCGCCCAGGAGCAGCCCGGGGCAGAGGAAGCCCUGCCGCCAGAGAUAGGCAUCGCAGGGCUGAGCCCCCGCACGUCGCGGAGGGUGCUGGAGAAGGUGCAGAACAAUCAGCUCCUCCAGACGGCAGAGAGCCUGCCCCUCACUCCCCGCACGUCCCGGCGCAUCACGGGCAUGAUCAACCAGGAGCUGCUUACCAGCCAGGAGAUGCUGUCCCCCCGGCCGGUGCCACCCAAGAGACGGCCCCGGCCGGCUGCCGAAGCGGAGGGGCCGCCCCACCUCUCCGUGCCCUCCAUCGUGGUGGGCAGCGAGCCAGGGGAAGGAGCCGGGCAGGCUCCGCAUGGCACCUCCCGUCUGGGCGCAGGGAGCUGUGAGGAGGGUGCCGCUGGCUCCGCGGCAGCGCUGCCCUGUGCCACGCCGGAGGAGCUGGCUUCAGGCGCCCGACGCAAGAUCUUCCUGCCCAGAGCCGCGCCGGGCGGCCAGGAGGGACAGGCAGCCCCGCAGAGCCCUGGCCUCGGGGGCAGUCCUGCUGCUUCCCCAGGGCACGCCGGAAAGGGCACGGCCCUGGCCGCGUCCCCGCCCGUGGAGCGGCGCCUGCCAGCCCCCGCCAGGAAGAUGGACAUGCUGGAGGUCCCCAGGCUGUACCAGCAGCCCGCAGGUGACAGCAGCGGUGACCACGAGGUGCCUGAAGACGCUAAGCCAGAAGCACAGCCGGCAGAGCCCAAGCAAGCCAAUAACCCAUUCAAAGCCCCACAGGUGAUUCGUAAGAUCAGGGCAGAGCAGUUCUCCGACGCCUCAGGGAAUCUGAAACUGUGGUGCCAGUUCUUUAACAUCCUGAGUGACUCGAAGCUGAUGUGGUACAAGGAUGAGACCCCUGUAGCAGAAGCCCACAGGAGCGCUGGCGACGAGAGCCAAGUGGCCUUGGCCGUGGUGCAGGCGUCCCCCCGGGACUGCGGCGCCUUCCGCUGCGUGCUCAGCAACGAGCACGGCACCGCCGCUACCCACUUCCUGCUCAGCCCAGAAGUGCUGUCGGGACUGGCAUCGCGGGAGGAGACGGAAGCGGUCGGAGAGGAGAUAGAGAUGACGCCGAUGGUAUUCGCCAAGGGCCUGGCCGACGCGGGCUACUGGGGAGACAAACUGUUCGGGCGUGUGGUGAGCGAGGACACCGAGCUGCCCGCCGGGCCCCUACGCAAGGCCUGCCGUGCCAGGGCCAUUUACGGCCUAGAGCCCCUCUUCGAGUCCGGCUGCACCUGCAUCAUCAAAGUGCACAACUUCAUUGUCUUUGGGACCAAGAAUGAGAACAGCCUCGUCGAGAAGAACUAUGAUAUCACUAUCCAGGAAUGCAAAGUGCAGAACUCCAGCCGUGAGUACUGCAAGAUCUUCGCUGCCGAGGCACGAGCUGCCCCUGGCUUCGGAGCUGUGCCCGAGAUCCUUCCCCUCUACCUGGUCUACCGCCCAGCCAACAACAUCCCCUAUGCCACCAUGGAGGAGGACUUGGGUGCACCCUGCCAGCAGUACUGUGCAACUGAGAAAGAUGGCAGCUUGGUGGUACUUGGCACCUCAGAGGUCGUGCUCAAGUGCUGCACCUUCCAGCACUGGGUUUACCAGUGGACAAAUGGAAACAUCCUGGUGACUGACAUGGAAGGAGUGGGCUGGAAGGUGACCAAUGUGCGAAUCGCCACCAACCUGAAAGGGUACCAGGGGCUGAAGGAGAGCUGCUUCCCCUCGCUGCUGGAGCAGUUCGCGGCCACUCAUCGCUGUAACCACUACUGCAGCAUCCUGGGCCUGAAGACGCUGGAGCCUGCCAAGCCCAAGGGCUCCAGGAGCCCCUCCAUGGGCAGGAAAUCUGCGCAGUCCAGCCCCCAGCUGCAGAAGAAGGGACUGGCAAGUCCCCAGGGCGUGCGCAAGGCUGCCCUGAGCCCCAAGGCCUCUCCGAGAGCUGUGGAAACCAGGGAGGCUCUGGCAGGCUCCAAAGCAGGGUCAGGAGAGAGGGGCAGGGCUGGCCCCCUGCAGUAG